AUGGUAGGUGGUGGAACUGGUGCUGUUUUCCAGUCUGAAGGGGUGUCGUUGACGCCGUUCGUGCGGCACUGGCAGCCGGUGGACUACGAGCCGUUGACGCCGGCCCGACGGCGUCGCUCGCUACCGCAGCACACGCCGUCUCCGCCAUCCCCGCAGCCGCUGCGUCUCUCCUUCAGAGCACAUAACAGGGAGUUCCGACUUGUGCUGCGGCCCGACCCCAGUUCCGUGUUCAGCGAGGAUGUGCAGUUCCAUUCGUCAGCCGGUCCCAUCCACUACAACCCUGCUCAGGUGUACUCCGGGAAGCUUGAAGGUGAUGAAACAUCGCAUGUAUACGGCGUGAUAACAGCUGAUGGUCUUUUCGAUGGAACGAUUUGGACCGCUACCGAGGAGUACUACGUGGAGCCUCUGUCUCGCUACAAUGUGGAACACCCUUCCAUGCACAGUGUUAUUUAUCGUACGUCCGACGUUAAGAAGGAUGGGGAAGGCCAACACUGUGCAUCACAUCUACUUCACAUCAAGCGAACUUUAGGUCACAAUGCUGAACUGUUUAACUUAACUAACCAUUGGAAUGCAACAGAAACUUAUUUAAAUAAUUACACGGAAGAUCUGAACAGCGAAGUACAUCAACGAAAGAAACGAUGGCUCCCCGAAGACGAAAUGCAAGACGACCAGCCAAAGAAAAACCCUGACUUACCUUUGGAUUUAGACGUGCCGUACACCAGCAACAGCGAUCCCUUCGAUAAAUUUAGUACGAGAAAACCUAAAACGAAGAUAGACAAAAGUAACCUCAUAACUAAAGUGCGACUCGAUUCCGAAGAAACGAGACCGAAACCAAAGACCCACGUUGAAGUCAUUAAAACUAAAGCGGGUGUUGUAACAGUUAGUAAAGACGUUGUUAAGAAGGAACCUGUCGGGUACACGGUGCUGACGGCGAAUGCAACAGAUGAUGGAAGACAUGUUAAUAAAAGAGCUACUGUGGAUCCGAGGAAAACCACGUGCUUAGUGUACCUACAGGCCGAUCAUAUGUUCUACCAAAGAUACGGAUCGGAGGAAGCAUGUAUAGAAGUUAUGACACGUCACGUGCAGAAAGUUAACGCCAUUUACAAAGUCACAGAUUUCAAUCAAGAUGGAAAACCGGACAACAUAACAUUUAUGAUUAAGAGAAUAAAAGUACACACCUUAGAUGCUUUGAAGGAUCCCGCUUAUCGAUUUCCUAAUAACUACGGCGUCGAAAAAUAUUUGGAGCUUUUUUCAGAGGAAGACUACGACGCCUUCUGUUUGGCUUACAUGUUUACGUAUCGAGAUUUCGAAAUGGGUACUUUAGGACUUGCUUGGACCGGUGACCUCAAGAAUGCUGGUGGCGUAUGUGAAAAGAACGGGCACUACCGUGGCAGCAUGAAGUCUCUCAACACGGGUAUCGUGACACUGCUGAACUACGGUAAACACGUGCCUCCGGCAGUGUCACACGUCACGCUAGCACAUGAGAUCGGCCACAAUUUCGGCUCUCCGCAUGACCCCGAAGUGUGCACGCCUUUUGGCGAGGACGGUAACUACAUAAUGUUCGCGCGCGCGACGAGCGGAGACAGGAAGAACAACAACAAGUUUUCACCGUGUUCGCUGCGCGCCAUCGACCCCGUUCUCAACAAUAAGGCCCGCUCACCUAAGGGAUGCUUUACAGAGCCGCAGCCGGCCAUCUGCGGCAACGGCGUGGUGGAGGAGGGCGAGGAGUGUGACUGCGGCUGGGCGUCCGAGUGCACGGACGUGUGCUGCCGGCCGCAGGCCGCGCGCCCGCACUACAAGCCCUGCACGCUCACCGAGCACAGCGUCUGCAGCCCCAGCCAGGGCCCGUGCUGCACGGCGUCGUGCACGCUCAAAUUCGGCGACAAGUGCCGCUCGGACAACGGCUGCCGCGACGCCGCGCACUGCGACGGCCGCCGCGCCGCCUGCCCGCCCAGCCGCCACAAGCCCAACCGCACCAGAUGCGACAAGGAGCUCGUCUGCUUCAUGGGGGAGUGCACGGGCUCAAUCUGCCUGGCGUACGGGCUGGAGUCGUGCCAGUGCGCGGCGCGCGCGGACGACCCGCGCUCGGCGUGCGAGCUGUGCUGCCGCGCGCCGGGCGGCGCCUGCGUCUCCUCGUUCCGCUGGAACACGCCGCCCUACGACGUGCCCGACAUGUACGCGAAGCCCGGCACGCCCUGCAACGAUUACAACGGCUACUGCGACGUGUUCCAACGCUGCCGCGAAGUGGAUCCGUCGGGUCCUCUAGCGACUUUACGCAAGCUGCUGCUUUCGGACGAGAGCCUCGCCGGCUUCAAACGGUGGGUGCUUCGGCACUGGUACGCCGUGCUACUCAUCCUGCUCGCUGUCAUCGGGUUGCUGUUUGCAAGUACCCGUUUCCUGGGCCGUCACGGCAAAAAGCUUAAGUCCGUCACUAUAAUUCACUCAUCGACAACUGAAACCGUCCGCUUACCCGACGCAGCUGAUCAAGGAUUGAUCGUUCAUACAGCUGUUAGGUCCAAACUUCCCCUUAAGAAGAAAGUGGCUCUGCGAACACGAGCGUACAGAAGCAAGAAGGACCAUCAGAACAAGCAAGGAGACAAAGCGUCGCCUUCUUAUAACGCGAACAAAAAGAGAAAGCCGAGUAAUCAGUCUAAGUCAGAAGAGACACGUAAAGUUACUAAAGAAAACACUGCUAUAGUAACAAACGCGGAAGGAAAAUCUCCAAAACACGUGCUUCUGUCCAAAAACAAGGGAAAAAUCAAGAAACGCAAGGCUAAAGUGAAGAAAGAGACCAUAGACUACAGUUCAAUGCAGAAACUUCCUUCGUCUCCAGUCAAAGACACAGAAGCAUUGUCGAAAGUGCAAAAAUGGCUUCUCAGCUCCCCUCAACCGACAGCCAUACCUAAAUCCAAAUCCAUACCAUUAGGUCUAACCGAAAGAACUAACAGACAAAUUUCGAAGGGAUCGCGGAAAACUAGACCUUCGAAGAGCGCAACAAACCUCCUUGCUGGCGAAAAGGCCAGACUGCAAGUCGUAUUCAAACCACCCUUCAGAUUUAGCGUGAAAAUUUGCAAAAGCGAUAAAACCAAAGUUGUUUUAGACAAGUCGUCCAAACCUGACAUUGAUAAGAAGCGACAUGAUUUACCCCAACAGACGUGCCCGGCAGACCCUGUGAAUGCUAACACCUCUAAAGUUAAACAUUCAAAUUCGUCUAAAACCAACACAGUCAACACAACAUCCAGUGCUAAAUCAGAUAAAACACAGGUUCAAGAAAAGGUCGCUCAUGGUUACGAAAACCUACUCCCACGCAGCGCCAGUGAUUGCAAAUUGGGGAAGAAUCUUCUAGAAGGAAAACACAGAAGUGGUCACAAAAAGAGUAAUUCAUUCGGUCAAAAACGAGAGACUACCGAAAGCCGACAGAACCUCAUAACCCAAGACGACUGCGACACUGCGCACGUGUAUGAAAACGUCCUAAUGCCGCAAGAUAACUUCGUACCAAAGAGUUGCAGUAUGCCACGUAGAAUAACGACCAGCGGAAUAUCGAGGCAAAGCAGUUACGGACAUUUACCGAGGGCUCAAAUUCGCCAACAUAGGCACAGUACAAACAACGUCAGCAGAUCGCGAACAAACAGCGCCAACGAACUCGAACACUUCUACAAUAUAAUAGAAACAUUGCGCCGAGGCAACACAAACACGUGCGAAACUAACACAAGCAGCUCUUCUGGAAGCAGUCGCCAUGAAACUGUGAAGGAUGGCGCGCGACAGAGUAGGACCUCGCGACAGAACAGUCUAGUCGACAAGUCACGCUUGAGCCCGACAGAAGUGACCAAAUUAAAGCGACAAUCAAGUGAGGCUGAACUUGGCAAAUCUCAAUUCACCGACACCAGCCGAGGCUUCCAGUUAGUGGUGGGGAAGGACAAACUGAAGCGUCAAUUAAGCGACAACGAACUGUCCAGGUCACGCUUGCAAUUGGCUAUGCCAAUGUCGGCAGGGGCGGAGCCGCGUCAACCAUUUUGUUGGAAUAAACGGGCAAGCCUUGAUUGUGAAGCUACAUUAGGCCAUCGUUUGUCUUCAAAAUCUCGAGGAAAUAAAGUGAAAUCAACUUACACGUUCGGUGAACUGAAAAAUACCGUCCCCAACGCGACUGAAACAAACGUUGAAGGUAUCCACAUCUCACCAGAGGACUUCUUAAAAAUCAUAGACAAUUAA
Molecule: messenger RNA, 4209 nt
Organism: Parnassius mnemosyne (clouded apollo)
Lineage: Eukaryota; Metazoa; Arthropoda; Insecta; Lepidoptera; Papilionidae
Source: the annotation of a GenBank genome assembly